Molecule: messenger RNA, 855 nt
Organism: Trypanosoma grayi
Lineage: Eukaryota; Euglenozoa; Kinetoplastea; Trypanosomatida; Trypanosomatidae
Product: glutamine amidotransferase class-I
Exons: 1
Coding region: 1-855 (284 amino acids)
Cellular component (GO): cytosol
Source: RefSeq, a predicted model, not a curated record
AUGCGUCCCGUUGUUGUGGUUCUGCUGCACGAGGAAUCCGACACGCCGGCGUACAUGGCGGUCUAUCUUGCGCAGAGGGGGAUCGACUUCGUUGUCUUCCAGUUCUGGAAGGACGACAUGGUGCACAUGGUGCCCGUGUCAGUCGACACCCCUGUUAGGUGCAUCAAGGUGGACAACGCCCCCCACCGGUUCAUGCCUGUUCCGGCGACGUGUACAGAGGGGGAGGUCUGCCGCGUUCGCGGGGUUGCAAGCUUUGGUGGCUCAAUGAGUGUCAACGACGAUCGCCCACAUUACGAGCCUAUCCUACAUCUGAUGCGGUCGUGCAUCCAUACACGUACCCCCGUCAUUGGCCACUGCUUGGGUGCACAGCUGCUGUCCUGCUCCCUCGGUGGGACCGUGCAGUCCUCGGAAAAUAUCGAGGUCGGUUGGAUGGACCUGGAGGUCGAGAACAACGGCACGGAUGGCGUCAAGGAUUGGUUUGGAGGCCGGAAGACUAUUAAUGUGUUUCAGAUCCACACAGAGAGCUUCUCUAUUCCCCAGGGGGCCAGGCGGAUUGUGAGGGGGAAGUACUGCACGAAUCAGGCCUACCAAGUGGGCGAUCAGUACGCGCUGGGGAUGCAGUUCCACCCGGAGGUUGACGAGGAGAAGGUGAAGGGACUGGUGGCACCAACGUUUCCGUCUCUCCACACGUGCGAAGAAAUUGCGGCGAUGUCAAAGGAGAAAGCUGCACGCUUGUCACCUGCUGCAAUGACCCGUGAUGCUAUCGCCAAUUGUCUGCGGGAGGGUCGCAUCGAACAGAAUCGUCCCCUAGCGGACAGUAUAUACGACGUGUGGUGCUCUGGAUUUCUGUUUUAG